Messenger RNA from Trichophyton rubrum CBS 118892, 2828 nucleotides. RefSeq lists its product as uncharacterized. The record is from RefSeq and is a predicted model, not a curated record. NCBI's taxonomy places the organism in Eukaryota, Fungi, Ascomycota, Eurotiomycetes, Onygenales, Arthrodermataceae. The transcript has a single exon. The annotation marks the transcript as partial. Gene Ontology annotation, molecular function: oxidoreductase activity, acting on paired donors, with incorporation or reduction of molecular oxygen; peroxidase activity; iron ion binding. Gene Ontology annotation, biological process: response to oxidative stress.
CAUGUUCAACCGUUUUCACAACCACGUGGUCCGCAACCUGGCUGCCAUCAAUGAAGGAGGCAGGUUUUCCAAGCCCCAGGAUGGAGAUGCGAAGGCAUUUGCCAAAUACGACAACGAUCUUUUUCAGACCGGUCGUCUGACCACCUGUGGACUAUAUAUCAACUGCAUCCUAAAGGACUAUGUGCGAACAAUCCUUAAUAUCAACCGUAUCGAUAGCGAUUGGAGUCUUGAUCCGCGAGCAGAGAAUGCAAAGCCCUUCUUAGGCUCCCCAAUCGCCUCUGCAACAGGAAACCAGGUUUCCGUGGAAUUCAAUCUCAUCUACAGAUGGCAUGCUUGUAUUUCAGAGCGUGAUGUCAAAUGGUCAGAAAAUAUAUUUCGCAAGAUAUUUCCCGGGAGAAACCCUGAAACUAUUCCCACAGAAGAGUUUCUUCGAAAUCUGGGAAAAUUUAGCGCGAAUCUCCCGGAUGACCCUCAAAAACGGGGGUUAGGAUACCUUAAACGCGGACCUGACGGCCUGUUUAACGACGAUGAACUUGUUCAGAUGCUGACUGAGGGAAUCGAGGACUGCGCUGGGGCUUUUGGUGCCAAGGGCGUACCAAAACUCCUACGGCCUGUUGAGAUUCUGGGAAUUAUGCAAGCAAGAUCGUGGAACUUAGCAACCCUCAAUGAAUUUAGGAAACAUUUCCAUCUCAAACCGCACGAGACAUUCGAAGAUAUCAACUCGGACCCAUAUAUUGCUGACCAGCUGAGGCAUCUUUACGAUCAUCCUGAUAAUGUUGAACUUUACCCUGGUGUCGUUGUCGAGGAGGUAAAAGAAGUGAUGAUUCCGGGAAGCGGGCUAUGCCCCAAUUUCACAAUCUCUCGCGCUAUUCUCUCGGAUGCAGUUGCACUCGUUCGUGGAGACCGCUUUUACACUACUGAUUAUACCCCUAAGGCCCUUACCAACUGGGGCUUGAACGAAUGCAACUAUGACCUCAAGGUCAAUAAGGGACAUGUGUUCCACAAACUUAUCUUCAGAGCUUUCCCUCAUCAUUUCAAACGCAAUUCCGUCUACGCUCAUUUCCCAUUCGUUACCCCCUGGGAAAAUUCGAAAAUCCUCUCUGACUUGAGAAUUGCUCAGAAAUACUCCUGGGACAAGCCCGGAAGGAUGAGCCCGCCUGUUAUGAUCAAUUCUCACUCUGCUUGCCGAGCUAUCCUUCGAAAUAAGAGGGAUUUUAAAGUUACCUGGGGUGAAACCAUCGAAUACUUGAUGAAGCGAGAUGGGCGUCCAUUCGGUAAAGACUUCAUGCUUUCAGGGGAUCGUCCGGCCAAUUCAGUAUCCAGAAGGAUACUGCAUGACGCCCUCUAUAUUGAUCGUUGGCGUGAAGAAGUUAGGGCUUUCUAUAAGGAUACUACGCUAAAACUUCUCCACAGCAAGGCAUACAAGUUAGGUGGCACUAUCAACCAAGUAGAUAUUGUCCGUGAUGUUAUAAACAUGGCACAUGUUCAUUUCUGCGCUGCAGUGUUCUCUCUGCCCUUGAAGACCGAGGAGAACCCACGAGGCGUUUAUACUGAAAAGGAACUCUAUGACAUCAUGGCACUUGUUUUCAUAUGCAUAUUCUGUGACACUGACCCGGCGAAAAGUUUUGCUAUUCAUGAGGCAGCGCGGGAAAAAUCUCAGACUCUGGGUCGACUUGUGAUGACAAACGUUGAGCUAAUCAAGAGAACCGGGUUCCUGGCACCUCUGAUUGAUCGAAUUGAUAGACAUGACAAUAUCCUCGCUGACUAUGGUAUACAUAUGAUCCAGCGGUUGCUGGAUACAGGUCUUCCACCUCAGGAUAUUGUCUGGUCGCAUCUCUUGCCUACCGCUGGCGGUAUGGUUGCGAAUCAAGGGCAGCUUUCUUCGCAGUGCCUGGAUUACUACCUUUCUAAAGAAGGCACUGUGCAUCUGCCAGAGAUUCGGAGGCUAUCAAAACUCGAUACUCCAGAGGCCGAUGAUAUCCUUCUUCGAUAGUAAGUUAACUGGUGGACUUUAUCCUAUUUCGUAAACUAACGAUUCUGUAAGUGUUUUAGAAGGGUGUAGGAUGAAAUCUGUCGUUGCUCUCUAUCGCGACGUUGCAGUGACGACCGAAGUCCAAGACGGUGACAUGAAUAUACUAUUGAAACCCAGUCAACGGGUUGCAUGUAAUUUGGUAAGUCCUUAUGGAUUAAUCUGCGUGAUGGUUAUACUGGAACGUGAGGCAUCUGAUGCGAGGGAUUUUUUUUUGAUAAGGUUACUGCGUCCAUGGACCCGACAGUUUUCCCAAACCCCACCAAAGUCGACCUCACUCGAAGUCUAGGAUCUUAUAUUCACUUUGGAUAUGGCCCUCAUACAUGUCUUGGUGCCGAGAUGUGUAAUCUUGCUCUUACCUCAAUGUUGAAGGUCUUCUGCCAAUUAGAAGCCCUCCGACGUACACCAGGACCGCAAGGUCAUCUCAAGACAGCCCCUGGACCAGCUGGCCUAACGCUAUAUAUGCCUGAGGACCAAAGCUGUUAUUCGCCAUUCCCAGUCUCAAUGAAGGUACAAUGGGAUGGAAGUCUGCCGCCAAUCAAAGGGGAGCAAACGGCUAAGAACUAGAAUACUACCUUAUGACGAUUAUGACGAUGAAAGAUUGGGAUGCUGAUUUUCCUGGGGUAUGGUAGGAUCUUAUUACUUUUUGAAGGGAUGGAUAAGAAGCCUGGAGUCCUUUUCUUUUAUUUUCAAGAUAUAGACUUAACAUUCAAUCCUUUAUCAUUAGUUACCUAUCCAAAAAUGAUUGAAAUCCCUGUAUUUCGUCGUGUAUGUGACCACCAGACAUCGGGCCAUUGGC